Vespa mandarinia (Asian giant hornet) is the source of this 2957-nucleotide messenger RNA. RefSeq names its product 5-hydroxytryptamine receptor 2B (gene 5-HT2B). Gene Ontology annotation, molecular function: G protein-coupled receptor activity. Gene Ontology annotation, biological process: positive regulation of MAPK cascade; adenylate cyclase-activating adrenergic receptor signaling pathway. The record is from RefSeq and is a predicted model, not a curated record. Gene Ontology annotation, cellular component: plasma membrane. Lineage: Eukaryota; Metazoa; Arthropoda; Insecta; Hymenoptera; Vespidae.
AUUCGCGUCCUUGUGCGAUGAUUCCGGUAUCGAUGAUUCCAAUGAUCGAGUUUGAAAGAGUUGAACCUUACGAGGGCUUCUUACUGGAGUCUUUCGAAGUGGAGAACAUGUCGUCGUUGAUGAACGUCAAGUCCGACGGUGGUGAGACAGUGCGAUCGGUCGUGAAGAGAAUAUUUAACAAGAGUGAUUACGAACUGAAGAUCGUCCUCGAGAACGACGGUACCGGUGUAGGAGGAGUAGUAGCAGCUGCAACAGCAGGAGGUGGUGGAGGAGGUGGAGCUGCUGGAGGUGGUGCGCGCACCGACGUAGACAACGACGGACUGAACAAUUGGUGGGCGAUGCUAGCAUUGGUUCUGGUCGUGGGCACGGCAGCAGGAAAUAUUUUGGUCUGCCUUGCCAUAGCCUGGGAGAAGAAACUUCAAAACGUUACAAAUUAUUUUCUGAUGAGUCUUGCCAUAACCGAUCUCAUGGUCGCCAUCUUGGUAAUGCCUCUGGGCAUUCUCACUCUCGUUCGAGGAUACUUUCCACUACCGCCGGUCUACUGUCUCGCUUGGAUUUGUCUGGACGUUCUAUUUUGUACGGCAAGCAUAAUGCAUCUCUGCACUAUAAGCGUCGACCGAUAUCUGAGCCUACGUUAUCCAAUGAAAUUUGGUCGGAAUAAAACGAGACGAAGAGUCACCCUGAAAAUAAUAUUUGUCUGGUUACUGAGCAUCGCCAUGAGCUUACCUCUCAGUUUAAUGUAUUCUAAGGAUCACAAUUCCGUAUUGGUCAACCGUACGUGCCAAAUACCAGAUCCUUUGUAUAAGCUGAUUGGUAGCAUAAUCUGCUUCUACAUACCGUUAGGUGUUAUGCUACUAACAUAUGCAUUGACGGUGAGACUGUUGGCAGAACAGAGACAGAAUAUCGGUGGAACUACCGGUUGGUCAUCAGGAUGGUUAGGUGGUCCACAAAGUACAACCACGGGAGGUCUUGAGAGGCGUGGCACGUGGAAGAGAUUUCUAUUGAAUAAAGGCUCAGCCGGAAGUGGUGGUACUCCUCAGCAUACCUCUGGUACCUCUACCGAUACGGAAUUAACAACCCUCGACACCCACGAAUUAUGGCUUCCUGAAAGUGAACCACCACCUUCGACGAUGUCUGCACUUCACGCUUUCGGUGCGGAAAUGUUAAAAUUGUCCAAAGGAUUGGAAGGUAUAGCAAGUCCGUUAACGCAAACUCCAAUUAGGACAGGCAGAUCAUCAACAUCUUCGGGUGCCCAUACUUCUGGUCUUCAACAACAUCAACACCAUCAACAUCAACUUCAUCAUCAUCAUCAUCAUCAACAACAGCAACAGCAACAACAACAACAACAACAACAGCAACAUCAUCAUCAUCAGCAGCAACAACAUCAUCGGCAACAUCGGUGCAGCUUUCGAAACGGCAGCGGCGAUAGCGGAGGAAGCAGUGCGUCGGGUUCAAGGACGAGUCUGUCGAUUGGUCAGGACGAUAUGAGUUCACCGAUAGCUCCGAAACAACGACGUAGAGCAUCGACGUAUAACGAGAGACAUCUCGAAAGAGCAGAUUCUAUAACACCGAAGAUGUCCCGCAAGAGAUCAUUCAGUUUUCACGAACAAAUGGCAUUCAGGCGAUCCUCUUCCUCGAGAAAGAGUUCGGCCAAUAUCGAGGAUAACGCAAAAUCAAGAAAAUCCUCAGAAAAAUCUGACAAUGAAAGCACGACGAUAAUAGCAUUGCCACCUCCCUGCACCUGUCCGUAUUUCGGUGAAUCCUCAAAGAAACAAAUACCCCAGCAACCUAGCGAGAUCGUCAUUGUUUCGAGUGAAACUAUGAAGCCUAUUACUGAGAGAACACUUGAAAUGAAUCUUCUUGGUAGAAAGAACAGCGGAAGAAGUAACGAACUCGUAGGAAUGAAUUCGAUCGUAACUUGGAGAGGAGGAAGACGUGGUUCUAGUUUAGGUAGUACGAGGACUCAAUUGGCGAGUACGAGAACGACACCAUUACGACGUGCGGCGACAUUGCGCGCGCACAAUGGCGCGGCAACCAGUACAUCUUCGAAUCAAAGUAGUAAUCCAUCGUCCUCAUGUUCCAUAAGACAUGGUGGUGGCAGUGGUGGUGGUGGUGGUGGUGGUGGUGCUAGUGGUGGUAGUGGUACCGGUAUUAGUGGUGUACGUGCACAUCAUUCGAGAACGAGUAGCGUUGUUUCAAGGAAUAGCUCGAGACACGGUAGGAUCAUAAGACUCGAGCAAAAAGCUACUAAAGUACUCGGUGUUGUUUUCUUCACCUUCGUCAUUCUUUGGGCGCCAUUUUUCGUUUUAAAUCUUGUCCCGGCUGUAUGUCCAGAUUGCGAAAAACAAAUCAAUCGUAAUAUCUUCGAUUUGGUUACGUGGCUCGGUUAUGCCAGUUCAAUGGUCAAUCCUAUAUUUUACACCAUUUUUAAUAAGGUAUUCAGACAAACCUUCAAACAGGUACUUCUCUGCAGAUACAGGAAUCAAGCCUGGAGACCGUCUAGGUAGGCACUCGGCCCCGGGAGACCGGGGUCUGCCGUUACCAGGCUUUAACGUCCAUUUAGUUUUCGAAAAGAUUGGGCUUUGAUAAAAAGGAAAAGUAUUAUACGAGAUAGAACUAGGAAAAACGUCGGUGGGAACUUUUAUUCUUUCUCUCUCUCUUUCUCUGUUUCUCUCUCUCUCUCUCUCUCUCUCUCUCUCUCUCUCUCUCUCUUUCUCUCUUUUCAUCUUUAUCUCUAUCUCUUUCUCUUUUUUUCUUUUUCUCACGUCCACACGACAAUGUCCAGACACAUCAGAUAGGAGAUUUGAUUAAUCGAAAGAUCUUCAAUGAGGAUCGAAAUAAUACUAAUAGUAAUAAUAAUAAUAAUAAUAAUAAUAAUAAUAAUAAUAAUAAUAAUAAUAAUAAAUAAAAGACAUUCUCUCUCUCUUUCUCUCUCGUUCUCUCUCUCUCUCUCUCUC